AUGGCCAAAGACACUCGAAAUCCGCCAACUUUAACAAGAUGGUAUAUCGACACCCGCCCUCUUACUCUUUCCACAACAACCCUCCCCCUCCUCACCACACUGCAAGAACCAGACCAAACCGCUGUCCAGAAGUUCUACCACCUCAAAGACAGGCACAUGUCCCUAGCCUCCAACCUCCUAAAAUACCUCUACAUCCACCGAACCUGCCGCGUUCCCUGGUCCUCCGUCGUCAUUUCACGCACACCAGAUCCACACAGACGGCCAUGCUUCAUUCCAGACCCGUCCAAGUUAAGCGGCAGUGAUGCGGUAGUCAACGUCGAAUUCAACGUCAGCCACCAGGCGUCAAUGGUUGCGAUUGCCGGAACAACCAUACCAACCAAUCCUGAUUCUAGUCCGGACUCAACAUCCCGCAAACCAGAAGUCGGGAUUGACAUUACAUGCGUGAACGAGCGGCAGGGCCGGGCCGGUGAAGAACGCACCCUUGCAGCACUAUAUAGCUACGUCGAUAUAUUCUCCGAGGUAUUUUCGGCGCGUGAAAUCGCGGAAAUGAAGCGGUUGCCUGGCGCUCCAUCAAACACCACUAGCAAUGGUAGUGUCAAUGCCCGUGCGGAGUACGGAUAUAGGCUAUUUUAUACAUAUUGGGCGCUGAAGGAAGCUUAUAUAAAAAUGACAGGAGAAGCACUACUAGCGUCCUGGCUGCGAGAGCUGGAGUUCAACGAUGUUAUUGCACCUUCGCCCGCACCUACUGCGGAGAGCGGCGACGGAAAGUUUGGCGAGCCGUAUACGGGAGUUAGGACGACAUUGAAAAGGGAUGUUGUAGAGGAUGUGCGGGUUGAGGUUGUUGCCUUGGAGAAUGACUUCCUGUUUGCCACGGCUGCGAGAGGCGGCGGACUUGGGGCGGGCUCUCGACCUGGCGGAGAGGAGGGUGAGGGCGGGAGCGAAAGCGCAGAUCAAGAUCCAUGGAUGCCGUUCGAGAAGCUCGACAUUGAGCGGGAUAUUCGACCUUGUGCGACGGGAGUAUGCAACUGCUUAUCCUGA
Messenger RNA from Aspergillus puulaauensis, 1038 nucleotides. RefSeq names its product 4'-phosphopantetheinyl transferase family protein. The transcript has a single exon. NCBI's taxonomy places the organism in Eukaryota, Fungi, Ascomycota, Eurotiomycetes, Eurotiales, Aspergillaceae. Gene Ontology annotation, molecular function: magnesium ion binding; holo-[acyl-carrier-protein] synthase activity. The coding region runs from base 1 to 1038 and encodes 345 amino acids. Gene Ontology annotation, cellular component: cytosol. The record is from RefSeq and is a predicted model, not a curated record.